Messenger RNA from Phodopus roborovskii (desert hamster), 1572 nucleotides. RefSeq names its product family with sequence similarity 43 member B (gene Fam43b). The transcript has a single exon. NCBI's taxonomy places the organism in Eukaryota, Metazoa, Chordata, Mammalia, Rodentia, Cricetidae. The coding region runs from base 151 to 1143 and encodes 330 amino acids. The record is from RefSeq and is a predicted model, not a curated record.
GCGAACCCAGCCCUGCCGGACACCGGGCAUCACACAACGACUAUCUCCGGCCUCCGCCCAGCUUGUCGUGAGUCCUGGGCGGUGGACUUCUGAGCGCCUUGGCCUCCCCAGGGUGAGCUCCCCACGCUCCCAGCCCUCUGGGCCGCCGCGAUGCUGCCCUGGAGACGGAACAAAUUCGUGCUGGUGGAGGACGAGGCCAAGCGCAAGGCGAAGAGCCUGAGCCCCGGGCUCGCUUACACGUCGCUGCUCUCCAGCUUCCUGCGCUCCUGCCCGGACCUGCUACCGGACUGGCCCCUGGAGCGUCUGGGCCGCGUGUUCCGCAGCCGGCGCCAGAAAGUAGAGCUUAACAAGGAGGACCCCACCUACACCGUGUGGUACCUGGGCAACGCUGUCACUCUGCACGCCAAGGGCGACGGCUGCACCGACGACGCCGUGGGCAGGAUCUGGGCUCGCUGCGGGCCGGGAGGGGGCACGAAGAUGAAACUGACGCUGGGCCCUCACGGCAUCCGCAUGCAGCCGAGCGAGCGGGGCGCCGGGGGCACGGGGGGUCGCAGGCCGGCGCACGCCUACCUGCUGCCGCGCAUCACCUACUGCGCGGCGGACGGGCGCCACCCGCGCGUCUUCGCCUGGGUCUACCGCCACCAGGCGCGCCACAAGGCCGUGGUGCUGCGCUGCCACGCCGUGCUGCUGGCGCGGGCUCACAAGGCGCGCUCCCUGGCCCGCCUGCUCCGCCAGACCGCGCUGGCGGCCUUCAGCGACUUCAAGCGGCUGCAGCGGCAGAGCGACGCGCGCCACGUGCGCCAGCAGCACCUCCGCGCGGGGGGCGCCGCCGCCUCGGUACCCCGCGCCCCAUUGCGCCGCCUGCUUAACGCCAAGUGUGCCUACCGACCUCCGCCGGGCGAGCGCGGCCGUGGGGCUCCGCGUCUCAGCAGCAUCCAGGAGGAGGACGAGGAGGACGAUGCGGAGGAGGAGGACUCCCGGGACAGUGAGGGAGGAGCCCUGCAGCACGAGCGGUCCGAGGUGCUGAGCCUGGCCCGGGAGCUGAGGACGUGCAGCCUACGGGGCGCCCCGGCGCCUCCGCCACCGGCGCAGCCGGGUCAGUGGAAGGCCGGCUCCAGGGAGCGGGCGGGCCAGGCACGCUGAGAGCGCAGGGCUAGGACUCGGGCCCUAGACCCGGCCCAGCAGACUGACCAGGACUUUAACCCGGCUCUGCCCGCUUCAGCCUUCCUGGUCCCCGGCCUGCCGCCCUCACGGUGUAUGUAGUGGUCGCCUUGCUCCUCAUCCUGGCUCUGGGUGAAGCCGGAUAUGCCCUUGAUUACUAGGGGUGGAGGGGAGUCCACACACCCCCUUCUGGGAGUUUCCCUGGCCCUCCACUGUGGAAUUGCCCCCAUGCUUUAUGCCAGGUCUCUGCCUACAGACCAACUUGCUCUCUUCCAAAACAGCAUCUCAGGAGAAAGGGGGAAAUAUUUGCGGAAACCCUAGAGGGUGGGUUUGAACACAGGACCCCGUCUAAGGGAGGAGUAAUGGCCCUGCCCUUGGUCUCUUAUUCUCUGUGGUAAGAACCUGGAGAGA